Messenger RNA from Dothidotthia symphoricarpi CBS 119687, 261 nucleotides. RefSeq lists its product as uncharacterized. The record is from RefSeq and is a predicted model, not a curated record. Gene Ontology annotation, biological process: outer mitochondrial membrane organization. The coding region runs from base 1 to 261 and encodes 86 amino acids. The transcript has 3 exons. Lineage: Eukaryota; Fungi; Ascomycota; Dothideomycetes; Pleosporales; Dothidotthiaceae.
AUGGAUGAUGAGUGGGCCCGUGCGCCACCGCCGUCUGGAGCUUCUGCUCUCCGCCCUGGCAUCGUCACGACAUUGCAAGGCAUCGAAAUGGCCUCGAACUUGCCCAAUCUGCGGCGUCUUUUCGUCGAGGGUCGCACUGAUGCGGAGGAGAGCGCAUACUCGAGGAAAGCUUUCUACAAUCUUGCUCUCUUUAUGUCUUCUAUAGCAGUCUUCAGCCUAGUAGCCCAACGCAUGACCUUUAGGAAAGUGGUUGGUUCUUAA